AUGUCUUCGUCAUUCAUAUCUUCUCCAAAUAUUUCUUUCUUUUAUUCACUCUGGACGUUUCAUUUAUUAAUUUCUUUAUAUGCUUCUUUUUCUUUUCCUUCCGUUCUCUUAUAUGUUUUGUUAAAUUUUAUCUUUAUUUUCCUUCCUUCUUUUUCUGUUUUUUGUCUUUUGUUUUUGGAGCUCCGUUCCUGCACUUCUUUCUUUCUUUGUUUUUAUCUUUUUCUUUCUUUGUUUUUUUUAUCUUUGUUUUCUUGUCGUUGUUCGUUUUUCUUUACAUUUUCUUUCUUUCUUUUCUAUUUCGCUUUUUCGUUCGUUCGUCUCUUCCUUCUUUAUAUUUUUUGCAAAUUUCUUCUUCAUUCACAUUAUUCUUUUUCAUCGCAUUCGUUUAUAAUUAUUCUCAUUUCUUUCUUUGAUUGCUUUUCGUUCUAUGACGUUCGUGUUUCUUUCAUUUUUAAUUUAUUUUUCCCUCUCUACCUCCCUCCUAGCCUUUCUUUCUUUCUUUCUUUCUUUCUUUGCGUUGAUAUUUUAUUUCUUUCCUCUUGUCUCCCUUUCUUUCUUUUGUUCGCUCGUUCCAUAUUUUUAAAUUAUUUUUCUCAUUCCUCAGAUUUUUCUUUCAUUAACUGCUCCUCCUUUUCUUCUUCUUUUUUCCUUUUUCUUCUUUGUUUUUUCUUUCCUUGUUAUAUUUUUCUACUUUUUGUCUGUUUCUUUCUUUUAUUUCUUUCUUUUAUUAAUUUUUCUUUCUUUCAAUUUCUAAAUCUUUUUCUUUGUUUCAUAAAUUUUCCCCAUUUUUUUUCUUAUGUUUCGAUAUUUUUAUGUUUCAUUCAUUCUUUUAUUUUAUUCCAUUUUUCUGUUUGUCUGUUUCUUUAUUUCUUUUAUUUUCUAAUUCUUUUUUUUCAUACAUUUUUUAAAUUAUUUCUAAGAGAUAAUUCUUAUAAUUUCUUUUUCUUCUUUGUUGACUGGCACAUGUUUGUUUCUUUAUUUCCGUACAGCUUGUACUUCCCCUUCCUGUUCUUUCCUAUUUCUUAUUCUUUUCUAUUCCUGCUUGUUCUUGUUCCUCCUCUUCUUUCUUAUUUCAUCUUUUCUUUUUUUGCUUUUUCUUCUUCCUGUUCUAUCCCAUUUCUUUUUUUUUUCAAUUCUUGCUUCUUCUUCCUUUUUCCUAUUUCUUCUUCUUCAUUUUCUUUUCCACUAAUCUUGCUUUUUAUUUUUAUUAUAAAUUUUCUACGUUUUCGAAGAUUUUGCAAACUUUUCGCACAUCUGACAUAA
Acanthosepion pharaonis is the source of this 1263-nucleotide messenger RNA. NCBI's taxonomy places the organism in Eukaryota, Metazoa, Mollusca, Cephalopoda, Sepiida, Sepiidae. The record is from the annotation of a GenBank genome assembly.